Molecule: messenger RNA, 1683 nt
Organism: Volvox carteri f. nagariensis
Lineage: Eukaryota; Viridiplantae; Chlorophyta; Chlorophyceae; Chlamydomonadales; Volvocaceae
Exons: 11
Coding region: 1-1683 (560 amino acids)
Source: RefSeq, a predicted model, not a curated record
AUGACGAAUGAAACUUGGCUGGUUUUCCUCAAGUCGGGAAAGCUGGUUCUGGAGCAUCGAUGCGUACUGAUGGUUGAGAGGGUGGUAGGGUUGCGGCUUGCGUCGGCCCCUGCGUUUUCUUCUUCCUCAGAGUUGGCCGAGGCGGCUGUCGCUGACGUCGCCGCGGCCGCCGAGCUCGUAGAGCCCUCCAAACCCUUUCAAAUCGCGGCGGACCUUGCGGCGGAGACGGCGGAGACGGCGGAGACGGCCACCCCUGGCGCCCUCGAGUCUGAUAAGAGUGCUGCCCCGGCCCUGGCCGCAACCAUUGUCGCUGCAGCGGAUGAUGCUCUGGCUGCCGUUGGCGCUGAUCGCCCUGCCGUGUUGGCGGUAGUGGAUACGCCCGCAGAGCCAGCUGUCGCCAGCCCGGUGGUUGCGAUGGACAUCCCGGCAAUGCCAGCGAUCAAUGCCGACACUGAUGUGCAGACGCUGGUGGUGGCUCUGAUCCGCAACGAGCAGUUUAUUUCCGCGCUGGUCAACAACGAGGCCUUUCUGGAUCGACUAGCCGGAGAGGACCGGGUGGUGGAGGAGCUGGCGCGGCGCAAGGGCUUGAGCGUCGAGGCUGUUAGGGCUCUAGGGAAUUUGCCUGUAAAACAGGAGAAUCUCUCUGUUUGCGUCUGGGGGACUUGGACUAAUGAAAAGGUCUUCAAGGUGGAGGCGCGCGACGAGCUGGCGACGGAGCUGCGGCGGCGGCAACAGAUGAUGGACGCUCUGGCGGCACGUGGCGAGGAAGCCGUACUGGCCGUGGCCGACGCCGCCAAGCGGGCGGCGGAGGAGGCGUCGGCGGCGGCGCGCAAUGAGACCAUGGAGGCUGACGUUACCGGGGAGGUGGGCGUGGUCUCCUCAGGCAAGUCGGCGCUGGUGGCGAUGAGCGCCGCGGUUGAGCUUCUAGAAGACAGCCAGGAGCUUCUGGCGGCAAUCGAGGCCAAUCCCGGAAGCACCCCGCUAUCCGCCAUUAUGGAUGAUGACCAAAAGCUGCAGCGCGAAAUGAGCGUGAUGGAAGCUGCGGUGGCGCGUGCGGAGAACUCUGUGAGCAAGACGCUGGGGAAGAGCGCCGCGGAGCAGCUGCCCGCGAUCCAGGACGCCGUACGGGAGCUAUAUUCUGGAGGCGAGCAGCAGGACGAGGUGGCGAUCAACCGGGCUUACACCGAUCUGGUGACGGCCGUGGCGGAGAUGCAGCGGGCGUACGGCACCGCCAUUUCCAAGGCGGUGGGACAUGCUGUGGCGGAGGUGGUGGAGGUGGAGGAGGCGGCGAUUAAGGGUGCGGAGAAGACAAAGGUGCUCCUGGGCCAGAAGCCCCUUGGACUCCUCGUGGUGAAAUUUGAAAAGGAAUAUGUGUCGCGGCUUAACAUGCGUUUGCGAUCGGGUGACGAGGAUCUCAAAGUGAAAGUAAUAUUGACUUAUUUUUUGAUACGGAAUGAGAAAGUCGAGGAACUGGAGAAGGCUGUGAGCUUCAAUUCGCCAGCCACCAGGAGAGACGCCAUCAUUACCCAGGAGCCUGCUACUGUCGCGACAAACACGUCGGGGACUAACUUGACAAAGGAGCAAGAUGUGGAAGCGUCAGGGCUGAAGUUCGCGGUGGUGGGUGCCUUCCUGUUCUGGUUUUGGGGAACCUUUGUUCAGCCGAAGUCUAGGUACAGCAGGUAA